This is a messenger RNA of Didymodactylos carnosus, 519 nucleotides long. Lineage: Eukaryota; Metazoa; Rotifera; Eurotatoria; Philodinida; Philodinidae. The record is from the annotation of a GenBank genome assembly.
AUGGAUUUUUAUCAUGAAAAUGAACAUGCUGUUACGUUGAUUCAUGAUUAUUUACAACAAUCUGUCGUUGAAAAAUGUGGAUAUAAGCAUGUCAAUGCACUUCGUACAGCUCUUGCACGUUUUCCUGAUGAUCCAAUUGUACAAUCCGCAUUUUACAUCAAAUAUAAUCGUAUAACACAAGGUAAAAUGAAUGUUGAUGAGCCGAUGAUUGAUAUUGAUUUGUAUAAGCUAAAUGGUGAACAAACAACAUUACAAAGAUGUCUAAAUCAUCGUACAAUGAUUCUUGUUGCUGGAUCAAUGGCAGAACGUUUAGAAAUAGCUAAUCGCUUUUGUAACGAAUUUAAAUUAGAAAUGCCAGUAUUAAUUGAUAAUAUGGAUAACACAUUUCAUUCAACGUAUGGUGUAUGGUCAUUUCGAUUCUAUAUUAUACACAAUGGAAAACUAGUAUUUAAAACACAGCCAGAUCAAGAUAGUUAUGCCUAUAAUUUAGAUGAAUUAGAUGAAUGGUUUGAACAGUAA